AUGGCUUACAUAUACUCUAACUUAUCAGAUUUCUGGACGAGCGAUGAAGAAGUAAAUGACGAGGAGGAAGAGGAAGAGGAAAAUGAGGAUGUAGCAGACGUUGAGGGAGAAGAAUAUAAUUAUUAUAAUAUUGAAAAAGAAAAAAGGGCGAAUGACAAACAAAAUAAUGAACAGGAUGAAUUAUAUAACCAUAGUUUUGAACAAAAUUUUGAUAAUAUUUUCGAAAAACGAGAAGAUGCUAAAGAAACGGAUGCAUAUUACAUGGGAAGCUCAUUUAAUAAUUUUUUAGAUAAAGGGCUGAAUAUUAAUAUACAAGAUGUAAUGAAUGAUUGUAGAAAUGCUUUAACUGAUAACUUUACUAUUAGCAGCAUUAUACAGAAUUAUGAUAUCAACAAUUUCAUGUAUAAUGAUACAUUAUUAAAAUAUUGUGAGACAGGUGUAGCUAUUAAUGAUGAAUCCCGAAGUAAUGAGAAACCAACUUUAAAUGAAGAUUUUCAUUUUAACUGUUAUAGCUCUUUUAAUUAUGUAAACCCUCCAAAUAGUAACUCAAACAAAAGUAAUAAAAUUAAAAAAUUGGACAAAUAUGACCCAAAAAAUGAUGUACAACUUAUGGAAGAUUCUUUUAGUAAAGCGAAUUUAUGUAAUGAAAAUGAGAAAAUAUUGGAUGAUAAAACGAAUAUACGAGUAUUUGAUCGCGAAAAUACGAACGAUUUGGAGAGGAUGAACGAUUUGGAGAGGAUGAACGAUUUGGAGAGGAUGAACGAUUUGGAGAGGAUGAACGAUUUGGAGAGGAUGAACGAUUUGGAGAGGAUGAACGAUUUGGAGAGGAUGAACGAUUUGGAGAGGAUGAACGAUUUGGAGAGGAUGAACGAUUUGGAGAGGACGAACGAAUCGGAGAGGACGAACCAGUUGGAGAAAACGAACGAACCAAACAAACUAACCUGCGAAACAGAGCAAAAAUCCAAUGAAGAAAAGGCAAAUAUAAAAUACAUAAGAAAAAAAUGGGUAAUAGAUGACAACCAAUCGGAUGUUUCUAAUUUUAGCAAAAAUGAUAUGUUACUGAGUUACGAUUUUGAGUUAGAUGACUUUCAAAAGAGGUCAAUAAAACACUUAAAUAAUUUUAAACACGUAUUUGUUGCUGCACAUACAUCAGCAGGAAAAACACUGAUAGCUGAGCAUGCAAUAGCUUUAUCUAUAAAACUACAAAAAAAAGCUAUAUAUACAAGUCCGAUAAAAGCAUUAAGUAAUCAAAAAUAUCAUGAAUUUAAAAAUAUUUUUAAAAAUGUAGGAAUAAUAACAGGAGAUGUAAAGAUGAAUGUAAAUGCUAACUGUAUAAUUAUGACAACAGAAAUCUUAAGAAAUCUAUUAUAUUUAAAUGAUAAUAUUAUUAACAAUAUACAUUGUGUUAUAUUUGAUGAAGUCCAUUACAUCAAUGAUGAAUAUAGAGGUGUCAUAUGGGAAGAGGCCAUUAUUAUGCUUCCAUCACAUGCCCAAAUUCUAUUACUAAGUGCAACUGUUCCUAAUUAUUUAGAAUUUGCUGAUUGGGUUGGAUUUACAAAAAAAAAAGAAGUUAUUUCUAUAUCUACCAAGAAAAGACCAGUACCAUUACUGCACUAUUUAUAUGCACAUGAUUCAAUCUUUUUAAUUAUGGAUGAAAAAAAUAAAUUCCACUCAUCUGCUUUUAAAGAAAUAUACAUUAAAAUAAGAGAAAAAGAAGAGGCAAAUAAGAAUCAAAAGCAGCUUCCACAUAUUAAAAAAAUGAACAACAAUUAUGAAGCUAAGAAUAAGCAGCCAGCAGUUCAGAAUAACAACAAAAGCGGCACUGGUAGUAACAAAAUUAGCGAUUGUGGAAACAAAAACGGAGGAGGUAGUAAUUGCAAUGCGAAGGGGUAUUAUCAGUACUGCAAGGAAAAACGAAAGCAAAAAACGUUUACAAAUGAAGCUAACAUGAAGACUGAAAUACAAAAGUUACAAGCACUUAUUAAAAAACUAGAAGAAGAUAAUAAACUCCCAGUAGUUCUAUUUUGUUUUUCAAGAGUCAAAUGUGAAACAUACGCAAAAUGUAUGCCUCAUUUAAAUUUUUUAGAUAGCAAGAAAAAGUCAAAAGUACAUUUAUUCAUUAAAGAAUCUAUAUCUAAAUUAAGUACUCAAGAUAGAGAGUUAAAUCAAAUAAAAAUUUUAAGCAAAUUAUUAGAUAGAGGAAUAGGAAUCCAUCAUAGCGGAUUGUUACCAAUUCUUAAAGAAAUAGUAGAAAUACUUUUUUCAAAAGGAUUAAUAAAAAUAUUAUUUGCAACUGAAACAUUUGCUAUGGGUAUAAAUAUGCCAACAAAAUCAGUUGUUUUUACAUCUAUAUAUAAACAUGAUCAUUUAAAAAAAAGAAUCUUAACAUCGUCUGAAUAUACACAAAUGUCGGGCAGAGCUGGAAGAAGGUCUUCUGAUAAGUACGGCUAUGUGUACAUCUACUGUUCUGAUAAUAUACCUGACCAAGUACAACUAACAGAGAUGAUGAUGCAAAAAGCAGUUAGUUUGAAGAGCAAAUUUAAGAUUACGUAUAACAUGAUUUUAAAGUUAUUAAUAAAUAAACAAAUAAAUAUAGAAAAAAUGUUAUUUAGCUCUUUUUUAGAAAGUUGUAGAGCAUUACAAAUACCAUUAUUUAAGAAAUACCUAAAAAGAAAAAGAAGAUUAUUACAAAGUAUAAAAGAAGUUGAAUGUAUAUAUGCAAAUGAGAUGAAUGAAAUAUCCCCUAUAGAAAAUUAUAUACAAAUUGAUUAUAAAUUAAAAUAUAUUGGUUUAAGUUUACAUAAAAAAUUAUUUACUACGAAAAAUAGUAAUUGUUUUAUUAUUGGUAGAGUGAUGCUACUAAAUAAUAUUAAUAUCAUUCGUAGUUCAGUUUAUGGUAUAUAUUUAGGAUGUGAUAAAAAUAGUACGAAAAAAAAUGAAAAGGUAGAUUUUGCUCAAAAUAGUAUAUUUUUUCAAAAUAAUUAUGAACAAAAUGAGUCAAUUGAAAGAUUUUUUUUUUUGUUUAUCUUACCUGACUUUAUGACUUAUGAAGAUUUACUAACUCAGAUGAAUGACAAUCCCCAUUGUGUAGAAAAAACAGUGAAUGAAAAAAACUGCAAUGUGGUUCGAAGUGGUGGUACGAGCAACAAUGGAAUUAACAAAACAGAUUCAACUUUUAGUGAGAAUGCGUCAGUAGUAGUACCAGAGAAUGUUAUUAUGUAUGAUAAUUAUAAAAAUUAUAAAAACGUCUUUUCAGAAAGAAGAAACAAAAAUAAUAUAAAAAUUAUUCAUCAUGCAUCAUUUGAUACCAAUAUGAAUAAAAAAUACUUUGUUGUUUGUUCAAAUGUAUGUAUUGAAAAUAUUUCUCUCAUUACAAAUACUGUUAUAAAGUUAUCAAAUGUAAAAACAACAGCUAUUUUGAAUAACCCCAAGAACUUAUUGUUAUAUACUCUUGAGCUAGAUAGAUUAAUAGAAAAGCAAAACUUCGAACCUUUUGUUUUAACGAAAAUGUUGAAGACACUUAAAUGUGAAUUUUACUCUGUACUAGUUAAACAGUCAGAUUAUUUAGAAAGCCUAAAGAAAUCAAAGUGCUAUAACUGUAAUUUAAAAGAAAAACAUUAUGAACUUGUGUGUAAAAGAAAUGAUUGCAUAAAUGAUAUUGAGAAUAUAGAAAGAAAUAUAAAUGUUAAAUCAUUAAGUCUGUAUGAAGAUUUAGAAGGAAAACUAAAUGUUUUGAGACAUUUUUCUUUUAUUGAUGAUGAUCACAAUUUAACUGUAAAAGGAAAAAUAGCUAGCUAUAUCACACUAACAGAUGAAAUUACCUUAACACAAGUUAUAUUUGAAAAUGUUUUGAAUAAUUUAAAUCCUCCUGAAAUUGCUGCUGUUCUAUCUUGUUUCGUUGCACCUGAAAAAAAAGUAGAAGAAUCUCCUGACUUAACUGUAAAUUUACAAGAUGUCAAAAUGGUCUUAACAAAUAUUCAUAGCAAAUUUGAAGAGUUUUAUAAAAUUAUUCGUUUAAAAAUAAGUUCAGAAGAACACUGGAAAUUAUGUAAUUUUAAAAUUAUGUUUAUUGCUUAUAAAUGGUCCCUUGGUGCAUCUUUUGCUGAAUUGUUAGAACAGUCUGAGCUUGAGGAAGGUCUAAUUGUCAGAUCAAUUUUAAGAUUAGAUGACUUGUGCAGGAAAGUUAAAAUUGCUUUUUUAUAUCUCGGAAAUAUUGAAUUAGCCGAAAAGGUUGAGAAGACUUCUAACCUGUUGAGGAGGGACAUAAUUUUCACAACGUCCUUGUAUUUACAGUGA
Molecule: messenger RNA, 4296 nt
Organism: Plasmodium malariae
Lineage: Eukaryota; Apicomplexa; Aconoidasida; Haemosporida; Plasmodiidae
Product: helicase SKI2W, putative
Exons: 1
Coding region: 1-4296 (1431 amino acids)
Biological process (GO): nuclear-transcribed mRNA catabolic process, 3'-5' exonucleolytic nonsense-mediated decay
Cellular component (GO): Ski complex
Molecular function (GO): ATP binding; RNA binding; RNA helicase activity
Source: RefSeq, a predicted model, not a curated record